UUUCUUAUUCUUUUCGUGCUGUUCCAUUUUGUAAAAAAACUGCGCAGCAUGACGUCGUUAUCGUUUCUUCAUUAUAUAUUCUUCCUCUGUCUCUCGUGUUUGUUAAAACAUGUUUAAACAAGUUGAUAUUGAAAAAGCGGCGUUUAUUAUAAUUUUUGACAUUUUUUUUUAUUUUAGUUGUGACAGUUCUCUUCUCUUUCUCUCUCUUUCUGCCUCUCAAUGUGAAGUUCUAUCAAAAACGACUCUCUUUUUGUUGUUUCACUUGUGCUUAUAAUUCUGACACUUAAAUCUGCAGCGCACAUUUUCUUUUCGAAUUGCAUGCGAGUUUCAUGUAACGAUUUGACAACAAUUCGUUGUGAUUUACAAAUCACGAUCGGUCAAUUCUGACAUUCGCCAGAAAGCGAUUCAGAAAGAAAACAUCGUGUGCCGUAGAUAUUACUUGAUAAUUUACGUUUACAUUAAGAAAUAAAAAACAAUAAUAUAUGCUAAAGAACUGUAUAAAACAGUAUCUCUUUAUUAUAUUUAGAUAUAUCAUAUAUCACGUACUGCGUCUCAAAUUUUAGAUUUACAUACAAGGAAGCUCAAUCGUGGGGCAUGUGUCUGUCGAACGGCUCGUGCACGGGUGCAGUCGGAAUGUUAAUGAACAACGACGUCGAUUUCGCGGCAACCGAGUUCGUGAUGACCUCAGACAGAUUAGACGUCAUCAGUUUUACAACGCCCAUUUACACAACCAAAUGUCGUGCGUACAUCGCGCGACCGGCGCCGGCGAAUGUAAAAUGGGACGCCUAUACGGCACCGUUUUCUGCGAGCAUCUGGGGCGUCAUCAUUCUCUUUAUAGUAAUUAUGAGCGGUUCGAUCGUGCUUAUUCGAAAAUUAUUUCUAAUUGCAUCCUUAAGUCUGCGGAUUGACGACCCAUCACCGUCAAGAUUCACGGAGAUUCUGUUCUUCGUCUUAGGAGCGUUUUGCAGUCAAGGCAUGCAACAAUCCACGUUGGAUCCCGUGAGAAUGGUACAUUUUGUGAUUCAUUUAACGGCCGUUGUGAUCUUGGCCGCGUAUUCCGCCGCUUUGAUCAGUUUCCUCACUGUAAACACGUUUGUAAUGCCGUUUACGACCAUGACCGGUCUUCUGGAAGACGGGACCUAUCGUUUUGGAGUCGUUGGUGAUUCGGCCGACUUUGGUUUCUUUAAGAACACGUCGGACAAAAUAAUAAACAUGUUGUUCGACAAGUCAGUAUCGAAAGAAAUUGAUCUGCCGAUCAAUUACAUGGACGGUUUGGAUCGAGUUUGUACAGAGCACAAAUACGCUUUUAUGACACUGGAUAAUAUGGCAGCGUUGUUGCAGCAGAAGGUCAAUUGCAAACUGGAGCCAUUGGAUGUCAUCACACAAACUACCGUUGCGAUGGCUCUACAACCCAACAGCCCCUAUCGUGGUAUCAUCAAUGCCAAUAUUCUUCUGCUGAGAGACGGCGGAAUCAUGCAGCGACUCAUGCAAACUCAAUGGUCUGUCGAAUUAAGCGGACCAACUUCAUCAUGGAAGUCGGUCGAGAUUGGUGACAUAGUGCCAUUGUUGCUUCUUAUAAUUGGCGCUUUGUUCUUCAGUUGCUUUAUUUAUAGUUUAGAACGAGUUGUUUAUAAAAGUCUCGUGAACCGACUCAAGUUAAGAACGAGUACAUUACGACAAUCAAGAAUGUAA
Molecule: messenger RNA, 1692 nt
Organism: Pseudomyrmex gracilis
Lineage: Eukaryota; Metazoa; Arthropoda; Insecta; Hymenoptera; Formicidae
Exons: 6
Coding region: 595-1692 (365 amino acids)
Cellular component (GO): membrane
Molecular function (GO): ligand-gated monoatomic ion channel activity
Source: RefSeq, a predicted model, not a curated record